Messenger RNA from Tetranychus urticae (two-spotted spider mite), 572 nucleotides. Lineage: Eukaryota; Metazoa; Arthropoda; Arachnida; Trombidiformes; Tetranychidae. The record is from RefSeq and is a predicted model, not a curated record.
UAACUCACUUUGAAUCGGUUCUGUGUCUGUUGCUAUUCACUUGCUUAGUUGUUACUUGACUGGUUAAACUGUAUUUGGAUUAACACAACAUUUUAUUUAUUUACAGUUUUUACUUAUUAUAGAGAUUUAACCAUCACAUCAUCUCACUGUCAUCAUCUUCAUCAUCACCAUCAUCAUCGGCACCAGUAUCAUCAUUAAUACAGUUAUAUAUUGAUAACAGAAUAAUGGGACGCAAAAAAAUUCGAAUUUCAAGGAUUACAGAUGAACGUAAUCGUCAGGUCACAUUUACCAAAAGGAAGUUUGGUUUGAUGAAAAAAGCUUAUGAGCUUAGUGUAUUGUGUGACUGUGAGAUCGCUCUCAUCAUUUUUAAUAGCACAAAUAAAUUAUUUCAAUAUGCCAGCACCGAUAUGGACAAAGUGCUCCUUAAAUAUACCGAGUACAAUGAGCCCCAUGAAAGCCGGACCAACAGCGAUAUUGAAGAGACUUUGCUAAAAAAAGAAAACAAAAAUUCGGCCACAUUUUCAUAUGAAAGUGCUCAAUUAUUCACAGAAUGCUGAUGUUGGCGCCUUAUU